Messenger RNA from Penicillium waksmanii, 720 nucleotides. RefSeq lists its product as uncharacterized. The coding region runs from base 1 to 720 and encodes 239 amino acids. The record is from RefSeq and is a predicted model, not a curated record. NCBI's taxonomy places the organism in Eukaryota, Fungi, Ascomycota, Eurotiomycetes, Eurotiales, Aspergillaceae. The transcript has 3 exons.
AUGUCCAAACGCUCUCGAAGUCGUUCCGAGUCACGGACACCUUCCCCCUCCACACACUCAAGGUCCUCAACUUCGGGCGUCGUUACUCCAAUGGAGCGCAGCAAAAUUAUUCAUGGUGAAUCGGCCCCCAUCAUCGAGGCGAUGCAUUGUGCGUUACCACCUCAUCGCGAGACCUUGUCUUUCGCUUCACAUGAAGACUACGAAGUGCAUUAUAGACAGGCACAUGUCAAUCGCUGCGCAGAAUGCAGUAGAAAUUUUCCAACCGGUCAUUUUUUGAAUCUUCAUAUCGAAGAGAACCAUGAUGCCCUCGCGGCAGCCCGAAGAGCGCGGGGGGAGAAGACCUAUGGCUGCUUCAUCGAGGAUUGUGAGCGAAAAUGCUCUACCCCUCAAAAGCGACGACUUCAUCUGAUAGACAAGCAUAUGUUUCCCAGGACCUACAAUUUCUACAUCAUCAAUGAUGGAAUCGAUAAGCAGACAUCUCUGCUACGGCCUCUGAAUAGCAACCGGAGGCGCCUUUCCACUGCAUCCGUUUCAUCUGCCCAGGAAGGGAGGCUUCGACGUCGCAGCUCAGUAUCACAGGCUAAUCCACCUGCUACCAUUCCUCAAGAGGAGACUAAUGACAUGGAGAUUGAUGAGUUAGAACGAUCCAUGUCAGCACUCCGGUUUGUGCCUGCGAGCGUGAUGAGAAAUCGACCGAAGGCGCCCCAAAAGCAUUCUUGA